Messenger RNA from Anoplopoma fimbria (sablefish), 1694 nucleotides. RefSeq lists its product as uncharacterized. The transcript has 2 exons. The coding region runs from base 48 to 1457 and encodes 469 amino acids. Lineage: Eukaryota; Metazoa; Chordata; Actinopteri; Perciformes; Anoplopomatidae. The record is from RefSeq and is a predicted model, not a curated record.
AAGAAGAGAAAGGUCUAUUGUGGAUGCAGAAGUAGCUGCGAAGAAACAUGGCAGAAACAAGUCUGGGUGUUUUUGGUACAGUGAAGACAAUCCUGCAAAGUGCAGCAGCAGGUUUUGCUUUUGGAGAAGCUGCAUUAUUUGCAGUCGAUCCCUCACUGACUACAGAUGGCGUCCUGCUGACUGCUGCGACUCUGGCUGCCGGACGAGCCGGUUCCACGGGUGUCGGCGUGGUGACGGCAUGCCUCGCGUUCACCUUAGUGCUCGUUUCUCUCGGGAGCGGUUUCCUCCUCGCUGCCAUGAUGUUGAAGCUGUUGACCCGAGUCGGAGUGAGGUUGCCAUGGUUAGUGGAGGCCACGACAGGAGCCUCCGUGGUAGUGGGUGCUGUCACUACUGGAUUGUUAGCCGGGAUCAUUCCACCCUGGAUCUACAUCGCAGCUCAAGGCAUCCUGGUCCUUGUAGUCUACUCGUACUCCAAUAUUAACGACAUGACCACAGCCCUGUUAAUCAUCUUCACCACUCUCUACCUGUGUGUAGUUUAUGGGAGGAUGGGUAUCAUGGUUGGACUCUUCGCCGUGGGGUUGACCAUAUCUGUGCUUUGCGCCCUUCGAAAGGCUCUGACAGAGAGGAUGACACAAAGACCAAAACCUAAAACCGAGUGCCAACUUUUGGAGAGAAUAUUCUUCUACUCUGUUUUUGUGGGGAUACUGGGAUUUUCAGUAGGCCUGGGGGCGGGUGAAGCAGGAGAGGGGUCAGAAGCGGAGGUGGUUUUGAUGCUGCAGUCGGUCAUCUGGGUGGCGUUUCUGUCUGCAGGGCUGCUAGGAGCUGGCCUGGGAACAGUGGCCACGGUCGGUCUGGGGUCAGAGGUGGCUGGAAAGGUCACCGUGGGAGCUGCUAUAAUAUCAUCAGUUUCCCUGAGAGUCAUUCUGCAAUCUAGCUCUUCUUUAGGGAUCCGAAGCAGCAUGGGGGGGAUGUUAGGAGCAGCCACAGCUGCAGGGGUGUCCCUCGGAGCCGCGAGUGUUGCAGCAAAGCAGGCCUUUGGGACAAGAAAUUCAACUUUAGCAGCUUUAGGUUCGGUAGCUGUUGGUGCAAUUCUGGCAAUGCGCGUUGUAGCACUCAAGGCGACUCUCCUGUCAACAUCAGAACUUGUAACAAUCAUCCUUGUUGCAGUAGGGUCAUUUGUUCUGGGUGCACCAAAGAGCCCGUUCAACACUCCGGUGAAUCUGCGAGGGGGCCUCCUCACGGGGCCAGAGCUAAUUAAAGGCAUCGGCAUGGAGACGGUCACCGCAGCAGCAGCACCUAUCGGAGCCGGGGCACUCGGGGCUGCAGCGUUGGGUACAGCAGCUCUGGGGAGACUGGGGACUGUGGGAGUUCUGGUGGCUAUAUUGUUGGCUUUGGGAAGUGCUCUUAGCGGCAUGAUAGGAAAAUCUCCGCCGGCAGCAAACGCACACAGAGACUGAUUAAGACCUGGGGUUAAAACUCUGCCUGAACCCAAGGACAAGCACCAAAGAUUUGCAUGUGUGUGUGAGAUGAUUGAUGCGUUUGCAAUAUUGUAAGACUAAACUGAAAUAAAAUGACUAUUAUAAAUGUGAGCUAAUUUGAAUCAGUUUGUUUAAAUAAAAAGCGCAUUUGCUUAUUGAUCAAACCUGGCACUUGUGUAAUAUACGUAUUAUGAAGGCUAGCAGUGAUUAAUAAAA